AUGGAUGUCCAACACAAUGGUCAAGAUCAACCGAGCGAGAAGGAACAUGUGAAUCGGUUGAUUUUUCAAAAGAGUGGCGGCAAGUCCAUGCCUGGUACUAGAUUAAAGAGUCACUCGGAAGAUGGACAGACUGCCCACUCGGCACAUAUUUCGGACAACGCCGAUGAGGACGGCAAAGAUCCACAAGGUACUCGCUCCAUGCACGGAAACAGCCAGGGUCCCUCGGACAAUCUCCAUGUAGACCAGGAUGCCACCAAGGAUAGUAUAUUGGGGGAUGCAACACCGAGCGACCUUACGCUGGGUGAAGUUACACCUGGUGGUUCCCAAGAGACUUUGGAUUCACAAACUAGUGCGCGGGAAUCCUACUACAAUUCCCUCUUUCAAAAUUCCGAGGAAACCAUCUCCAUGCUCAAGAGACUCUUCUCUGAGGACAUGGCCAAUAUGGAAGAAAUUGUAAGGUCUUUUAAUGUGGACAAGUUUGCAGAUUUUAAUGGACCAUCUCCUGAUUUAAAUCUUUUCGAGUGGCUGCCACCAGAGCCUCUACCAGAUGGUGGUAAAUCGACCUGCAUUUUACCGACAGAUGAACACAAUGGAACAUCUGACAUUUUGUCUUCGUGUGAUGAGAUCACAGAUUUAUUUCACAGCAGCAUAUCAUUGGAACGCUAUGAUUAUUGCGAGUUCCCUGUUUCUUCCUAUGUGAAUAGUACACAAAAUGAUUUAGAUUUUAAAAUUAGCAACUUGUCCAGUGUACACGAAACGCUCUAUGCGUCUUCUGAUAUUACAACACUGACAUCACUGGAAAAGUUUCUAGUUCAGCUCUUGCAGCCAAAGAGCUUCUAUGGCGGCUUGACGCCCUAUGGCCGUCUUUUAGCCUUUAUCAACUUAAGCUACCUGCAAAGACAUGUAAAUCAACUAAAGGCCCUCUACAACCACCCAGAAAUGUCAAUUAUAAGGGGUGUAUUGACAAGUAAGCAAGAGGGUAUAAUCACUAGGGCCCUCAGCCAAACCGAUGAUAGGGGACGCUAUGAUGAUAGAGGAAGAGUUGAUAAAAUUAGAGCACAUGACAGAGUUAAAGGGUCUAGGAGUGAUCACUUUGACUCUUGGGCACCAACCCAAAAAUCCAAAUAUGCGACACAUUAUAUAUCUGGAAUAAAGCACCAAAAACAGCGUCUUGCCGUGCUGGACUCGCUGUCUUCCAUGUAUAAACCGGGUGGUGAAGCUCAUUUCCCGCGAUUUGUGUGUGGAACCAUUGAUCGCAAUCUAGUUUCACACUCUGAAACUUUAAGUAUACCACUAGAGAAGUCUGACAAGCGUAAUAUACACCUACAAUUUGAAAAGAUUGAGCCUUUUGAAGGAAUUGAAGAGAUAUGGCCAAAGACACUGCUUUUGCCUCAGGUACUCUUGGAAGGGACUCGCGUCCAAGUUGCACCUCUCAAACACGGUGCUCCAAUGGCAUGGCGUGAAGCCACAGUUGCUUCCAUUGCAGCUGGUCAGGUUAUGAUGAAUAUACAAUCAGAUCACAAGGAGCGCAUGUAUAUUUUGCGUAACUUUGUUCCCCCAAAUGUGCCUGUAAUGAGGCUAGAAAAGGGCUAUUGGAGGCUAAUGCCAAGACCUAUUGAUUUAGACACUGAUUUAUACAUUGGUUCGUGUUUGAGCUUGAUGGAAUCGGGGGAUUGUGUGGAUGUUGUAGUUACUGGUAUUUUUUAUGAUGAAGAUCAUUCACUCAUUGCCGCGGUAAAGUCUCCUAGCGAUGAAACUUUGUUUGAGCGGGAAGAUUCUGGACAAGAGUACGAAACUCAGCUAACAUGCGCAUGUGAUGGUCACACAUUGCGUGUAUUUGAAGGUAAAUGCAUUAAAAGGAGGGGGUUGCGCAUACGCGUGCACUGUUUGCAUGACAAGAGGGACAGAAUAUUGGAUGUGGAUAAACUCAAGGGUUACAAACUCAAUUAUGACAUUCAAGCGCAUUUUGAUGGACCACAUGAUGGUUACAGUAUCCAAUUCCCAAGUUCACUAUGGGUUGUCCCUAGAAAUUUGAGCUUCUUGGCGGACCCAGUGGGUUCCAGAGGCCCCCCCAAGGCUGGUUACAAUUGGCUUUUUAAACCAAAGUAUGCUCUUGUAAUGUUCCCCUUUAGCAGAAGCGUUGAUGUUUUGCAAGACUUGUGUAGACUUAUUCCGUUUUUACACCCAGAGUUAAAUUACGCUGCUCUAUGUGCAGGUUUAUGGAGUUUGCGCUCAGGUGCCAAGCAAAUUGCGGAACAACGCGAAGAGCCAACAGAUAAUAAUAAGACGGAAACAGUAUCUUAUACUCGCAGUCAAAAGGCAGCAAUUAGGGAACUUACCACAACUGAUGUGACUUCAGAGGUUUGUUCGGAUCUAGUGAGGUGCCCGUUUUCUCUUACUAGGCGUCUUUUCGGCUGUUUUCCUGUAAUUAGUCUCUGGAUUGCUCUAGACACAUUUGACCCAGAGAGCAAUAAAAUGCCAACAAUUCCAACAAACAUUCGGGUACCAAAGCUUGCUUCAUGCUCCAAGUGCGGAGGGAAGGUAUUUCCUCGCUCAGGCAUGACUAGGCUCGUAUCCCCCGGUGCAGAAGCCAUCAGCACACCCUCUCUGGAGUCGCUUUCCGCCAAAAAUACUCGCUCCAAGGACCCAGACACUGCAAAUGAGCAAGAGAAUGAAGGUGUCGAAAAGGAGGAUCAUUCUCACCUAUUUACAUGCAAUAUGGAAAAGCCACCUGCAUUUGAUUCAUCUCUAGUUCCGGGAGAGGUUCAAGUAUUGAGGAAUUUGGAAAAGACUGAAGAAUGGGUGAAGCGUUUGCAGCUCUUGGCUGUGGGACGUUGGAGGAUAACCAGGGAGUUUAAUGCAUCUUACUCUGUCGAUGACGAGCUUGCGCUUUCAAUUUUAAAAUCUCCUGGUCAGUCCGCUGUUAACCCCAAGGGCAAUAAUGAAUUUUUAAAUCAGCUAACAGGUUUAAUGCAAGGUGUUAAAAGGUCCAAAGACACUGUUAUCGACCCCGAGCUCUACACUUGCGCUAUUGAGACAGCCUAUGAGGACUUUGGCAACAAUGUCGAAGUGGCUCUGCUACGUGGAUGGUCUGUAUUUUUAAGGAGCCAAAACGAUGGAUGGAAGGAAAGUUGUAACGUUGUACCCAGGGAAAAACCAAUUAUACACAGUUCCAAUGCCUAUGACGUUUAUGCAAGACAGGUUUCAACCACAGAGGCUGUUCGUCAUGGUCUCUCCAAGAGAGCUGCACAGCUUGAACUUUCAAGAGCUGAGAAGCGAGGUCCAAUGGCUACAAGGAAGGAGAUUUUGACUUCCAGAAGGGAGUCCCACGUUGGCAGACCCCCUCUACAUCGUUCCGAGUCUCUGGUUACAAAGCCAUCAAGGAGACCCGGGGCUCCGCGCAAGGCCAAGAGAGCGCGAGUGUUGGAGGUUUUUGAUGAUGAAGACGAAGAGGAGGAUGAAGAUGAUAUUCGGAUUGAUGAUGAUACCGAUUACUGUGAGUUUACCGAUAAUCCUCCAAGAAGAAGAUAUAUUAGUUUCCUCAACUGGGAUGAAGAUUUUGACUAG
This is a messenger RNA of Theileria equi strain WA, 3567 nucleotides long. RefSeq lists its product as hypothetical. The record is from RefSeq and is a predicted model, not a curated record. The coding region runs from base 1 to 3567 and encodes 1188 amino acids. Lineage: Eukaryota; Apicomplexa; Aconoidasida; Piroplasmida; Theileriidae. The transcript has a single exon.